Adineta ricciae is the source of this 1065-nucleotide messenger RNA. NCBI's taxonomy places the organism in Eukaryota, Metazoa, Rotifera, Eurotatoria, Adinetida, Adinetidae. The record is from the annotation of a GenBank genome assembly.
AUGUUAAACUUCUUCGCACUUCUCAUCAUCAUACCAAUUGGCUCAUCCUUAGUACAAUUACCACGUGCUAACGCUGUUCAUCCAACUUCUGGCCUAGCUUUUCGAUACCUGGCACAAUAUGCGCCAGCCGAUAACAUUAUAUCUUUUACUGUGGCAUUACCUCUCACCCAAGACAUGUGCUAUCUACUUCCAUUACAUACAUUACAUAAAAUACCACAAUGUGGCUACGAUCCAUCAGGAUCAUCGCCUACCAAUACAACACGCCACAAACGCUUAAUCACUGAUCUCAUUGCAAUUGGGACAGGGUCAACAGCCCUCGCAAUGUCAACGAUCAACUAUGCUCACAUAACACAAAUUCAACAUGAUAUAGAGACGAUUACCAAAGCACUCACCAAACUCGAUUCAGUAUCAGCAGAACUUCUUCAUCUUCAAGCUGGUCAACUAAAACUUGCGUUAGUACUUAAUCAUACACAAAGUGCUUUGAAUCGCACUUCAGCCAUUAUAAACCAUCAUGGAAUUGCUAUAGAACACCUAGGUAUUUUUGCAAGAUACCUAGACAAUCGACUUUCUACAUUUAUUCAUUCUGUGGAAUCUCACUUUUUACAUGCCUCCAUUGCGGAUAUUCUUGCUAACCGACUCAAUCUUAAUUUCAUACAUCAUCGGGAUUUAAACAAAGUGGCAAACCACAUUGCAAUGUCUACCAAUGUCAACUUUACUACUGAACACCUAGGACCACCACUAAUUGAUUUACUUAGUCGUCUUCUAGUGCAACAGACCAUUCACUUCGUACCAACAACAUCUUCCAAUCAAACAGAUUCAAUCUUGGGAACACUAUCAAUUUCUUCUUUCUUUGCAGAUACCAAACGACGCAUUACUCCAUUUGCAGUAUAUGAACUAUUCUCAGUACCUUUUUACUAUUAUGGAAAACGCGUUCGUUUAGCAAAUUUACCAAAAGCUAUUGGUAUUGAUUACACUAACUUUCAGCUUAUUAAAUGGAGUGAAACUGAUUUUCAAAUNCUAUACGAUUCUUUUUCAUCUAAAAAAUUGCAAAACAACAGGUGUUAG